Molecule: messenger RNA, 852 nt
Organism: Micromonas pusilla CCMP1545
Lineage: Eukaryota; Viridiplantae; Chlorophyta; Mamiellophyceae; Mamiellales; Mamiellaceae
Exons: 2
Coding region: 1-852 (283 amino acids)
Cellular component (GO): chloroplast; thylakoid
Molecular function (GO): peptidyl-prolyl cis-trans isomerase activity
Source: RefSeq, a predicted model, not a curated record
AUGAACGCUCUGUCGUCGCGCACCGUCUCGUCCACGCUCCGCGCGACGACCGCGAAGCGUCUCCGCGUCGCCGCGAGGUCGUCGUCGACGCGCGCGGUCGCGACGCGCGUCCGGGCGUCCUCGUCCGAGUCGGAUGCCAGCGCGAAUCCGCUCGUCGCCACGCGACGCGCGGUCGCGCUGUCGUCCCCCGUCGCGCUCGCCGCGCUCCUCGCGAUCGCGACCCCCCCCGCUGUGCUCGCGGGCGCGGACGACUGCGAGAACUGCAGCAACAGCAACUCCUCGCUCGGCCCGGGGGACAAGGCGUUCGUGCAGUCCCCGUCCGGGGUGCGAUACGCGGAGCUCAGAGAAGGCACCGGCGCGAGCCCCGCGGACGGCGACGUCGUCGUCGUCGAGUGGGUCGGGUACACGGAGGGGUACCAGGCGAAGAAGAUCGAGUCCACGAGGGAGACGGACGCGCCGUUCAUCUUCAAGCUCGGCGCGGGGGAGGCGAUACCCGCGUUCGAGGAGGCGGUCCGCGAGAUGAGGGUGGGCGGCAUCCGACGCAUCGAGAUCCCGGGGGAGCUCGAGGAGAAGCUCGCGUACUCGAGGAACGCGGCGGGACUUUUCCCGGCGUCUCUCUCCUCCCACCCCUCGCUUUCAAUCCCCGCCCGCGACGCCUUUCGACUCCAUCUGACGCCUUUCAACUCCACCCCGCCGUCGCUGGAACAACCCUCAGAGCGAUACACCGUCGGGCCCGUGCCGCAGACGUUCGCGGGAAAGCGGACGUUGGACUUCGUCCUCGAUAACAAGACGUUGAAGGACUUCAACCGGACGCUGCUGUUCGACGUCAGGCUGUCGAACAUCCGGAAGUGA